This is a messenger RNA of Iphiclides podalirius (scarce swallowtail), 486 nucleotides long. The record is from the annotation of a GenBank genome assembly. Lineage: Eukaryota; Metazoa; Arthropoda; Insecta; Lepidoptera; Papilionidae.
AUGGCCCGUAGUGGAGUUGCUGUCUUGAGCCUCGCCGUUCUGCUAACGGCAUUCGAAUUUGGCUCGUGCUUGCGGUGUUACCAGUGCAACUCUGCGUCCGACCCCACUUGCAAAGAUCCUUUUUCUGGGAAGACUACAGUGGACUGUUCGACCCAGGACUCCAUAAACUAUAACCGCGCCUACCUCCGAGGUAUUCUGCCCAAUGAGCUGGUGGACGCCGUUGCGGGAGCGCCAAGAUACUGCCACAAGAUUGUGAUGCAAAACGGUGCAACCAUCCGUACCUGCUUGGACGCGAACCCCACUGAUCUGAACCAAACGUGCCGCCUCCUGGAUAACACGGCGAAGACCUUCCCGCUCGACUCCACCAAGCAGAUCAAACAUUGCAGUGUAUGCGACAAGGAGAACUGUAACGGAGCCAGUUCCAUCAUGGCCUCUCUCCCGUUGGCCGCUUUGGCGCUCGCCGCUUCCUACCUUCUGUACAAACAA